CCUGUCAACGGUGAAUUGUCAUAUUUUCAUGUUCUCACAAAGUUGAUGGGAAUUCCAUCAUAAUUCAUUGGAAAAUGUCUUCGAUUCAAGGUAUUUUGAAUCGGUCAAAAGACAUUCGGCUUUUGUGCAGUCGCCUUACAAAUCUCAACAUUACAAAAAAUAUUGUCCACAACAAUUUUUUAUGUCCACAAAAUGGGAAUCAAUUGAGUUUAUUGACGGCCAAUUUCCAUACCACUAUUCAGCGAUAUGAUUUAAUGGAGUUUUUCGAUGACAAAAAAAACUGGGGCGCAAAUGAAGUGCGAAGUGGAAGAAGUUGGCGUUUGGACGAAUUGCGGAUCAAAUCGAACUCGGAUCUACAUAAACUGUGGUAUGUUUUAUUGAAAGAGAAAAACAUGCUGCUCACAAUGGAACACGAAGCCGAUGAGAAAUUUGAGCUAUUCCCCAGUCCGGAACGCAUUGACAAAGUCGAAGAAUCAAUGGAAAAUAUUGAAACAGUUGUUCGUGAACGGAAUAGAGCAUACCAUUUAUUGGAAACUGGUCAAGAUGGCGAGCGUCCAGCUCGUGUGGAAACUAACCAACUCGGUUUGCGAUAUUUUUACAGGACACGGGAGUAUUUCAUUCCACAAAAAUAUAGCAGAAAAAAACGUUUCUUCAAUCCAUAUCGUGUGGAUAGAGACGUUAGUACUUUCUUGAGAUUCUAUCGUGAAAGACUCGCCAAAAUGAAAUACAGAGCGAAAAAUCGCGAUAAAAAUUAUGUCACCAAGUUACUGUCUCGUUACCCCAAUUUGGACCGAAAACUUGUUCAACGCGAAUAUCCAUAUGUUGACGUCAAAGCAAUCGAUUACAAAGACAAAUCCCGUGGUCAUUUUGCACCAAAGAUUGAUUGAAACCAUCAUUUGUGCUUUAAAUCAAGCAAUUUGAAUUUAAGCAUUUAGAUUUGCACAUCAUCAGAUUUGCAGAUUUAGAUUAGAAAUAAAGAAAAAUGUUGAUAAACAACUAUUGUA
Contarinia nasturtii (swede midge) is the source of this 1004-nucleotide messenger RNA. It is a transcript of the gene mRpL47, whose product is annotated as 39S ribosomal protein L47, mitochondrial. Gene Ontology annotation, molecular function: structural constituent of ribosome. NCBI's taxonomy places the organism in Eukaryota, Metazoa, Arthropoda, Insecta, Diptera, Cecidomyiidae. Gene Ontology annotation, biological process: mitochondrial translation. The record is from RefSeq and is a predicted model, not a curated record. Bases 75 to 887 code for a protein of 270 amino acids. Gene Ontology annotation, cellular component: mitochondrial large ribosomal subunit; mitochondrial ribosome. The transcript has 4 exons.